Molecule: messenger RNA, 1728 nt
Organism: Ricinus communis (castor bean)
Lineage: Eukaryota; Viridiplantae; Streptophyta; Magnoliopsida; Malpighiales; Euphorbiaceae
Product: S-adenosylmethionine synthase 2
Exons: 2
Coding region: 272-1453 (393 amino acids)
Biological process (GO): S-adenosylmethionine biosynthetic process
Cellular component (GO): cytosol
Molecular function (GO): methionine adenosyltransferase activity; ATP binding
Source: RefSeq, a predicted model, not a curated record
CCAACUUGAAAUUAGACCACCGCCACCCACUGGCGACUGCCCCUCCCCCUCCAAAAACAAAACCCCGAUUCGACGGCUAAGAUUCAACACCAACCCCCAAAUCUAUCAACCAUUAGCUAACUAAUGGAAAUGAAUGUAGCCGAUAUUACGCAUUUGGGGGUCCUUCUUCAUUCUCCUAUAAAUUCUCCCCCUUCCCUUUUGAACUCACCGCCUCAUUCUUCUCUCUCUCUCCCUUGUCUAUAGUGUUCUUUAUACGAGAGCAGCAGAAGUAAUGGAGACCUUUCUAUUCACAUCUGAAUCAGUGAACGAGGGACACCCGGACAAGCUCUGCGAUCAGGUCUCCGACGCAAUUCUCGAUGCUUGUUUGGCUCAGGACCCUGACAGCAGGGUCGCUUGCGAAACUUGCACCAAGACCGACAUGGUCAUGGUUUUUGGAGAGAUCACUGCCGAGGCUACUGUAGAUUAUGAGAAGAUUGUUCGCGACACUUGCAGAUCUAUUGGAUUUACUUCUGAUGACGUCGGCCUUGACGCUGACAGUUGCAAGGUUCUCGUUAAUAUUGAGCAGCAGAGUCCUGAUAUUGCUCAGGGUGUCCACGGUCACCUCACUAAGCGUCCCGAGGAAAUUGGUGCUGGUGAUCAAGGUCAUAUGUUUGGUUAUGCGACUGACGAGACUCCUGAAUUGAUGCCUUUGAGCCAUGUUUUAGCUACCAAGCUUGGCGCCCGUCUCACUGAGGUUCGCAAGAAUGGAACUUGCCCCUGGUUGAGGCCUGAUGGCAAAACCCAAGUUACUGUUGAGUACUAUAAUGACCAUGGUGCUAUGGUUCCUGUACGAGUUCACACUGUCCUCAUCUCUACUCAGCAUGAUGAGACUGUCACAAAUGACGAGAUUGCUGCUGAUCUCAAGGAGCAUGUCAUCAAGCCUGUCAUUCCUGAAGAGUAUUUGGAUGAAAAGAGUAUCUUCCAUCUUAACCCAUCAGGACGUUUUGUCAUUGGCGGUCCUCAUGGUGAUGCUGGUCUCACUGGCCGUAAGAUCAUUAUUGACACCUAUGGUGGAUGGGGUGCCCAUGGAGGUGGUGCUUUCUCCGGGAAAGAUCCGACCAAGGUUGACAGGAGUGGAGCCUACAUUGUCAGGCAGGCUGCAAAGAGCAUUGUAGCUAAUGGGCUCGCUAGAAGGUGCAUUGUUCAGGUUUCUUAUGCCAUUGGCGUUCCUGAGCCUUUGUCUGUAUUUGUAGACACUUAUGGAACUGGAAAGAUUCCUGACAAAGAGAUUCUCAAGAUCGUAAAGGAGAACUUUGAUUUCAGGCCUGGUAUGAUUUCAAUCAACCUUGAUCUCAAGAGAGGUGGCAAUGGCAGGUUUUUGAAGACAGCUGCAUAUGGACACUUUGGCAGGGAUGAUCCAGAUUUCACUUGGGAGGUGGUCAAGCCCCUCAAGUGGGAAAAAACUGAAGCUUAAUUCUGAGGUCUCUUUGCCAGUUCCUGAUAUAUUAUACCUUACUCAUUUGCCGCUUCUCUAUUAUUAGAAUUUACCAAUCGAGUAUUAGGAUUUUUUUUUUUUCCCCUUUUGUGUUUGUUUGAGAGCAGUCAUUAGAACAAAUGAGAAAAGAUACCUUCUUUCUGCCUCUGAGCUAGAGGUAGUAAAGACAUGUAAAAGAGAAAGGAUUGGCAGCAGAGCUGCAACAUGUGAAAUGCCGUUUAAUACUUUGAUAUUAAAAGAAAUUGUUUUGUUUA